UAUCUAUGUUUGAUGACCCAGACUUUCAACAUUCAUACUCUCACUGCAUUUGCCUAAUAGUCACAUUGGUUAUAAGUUGGAAACCAGAAAUAUCAUCUGUUGAAUAUUGCAACACAUUGAAACAACUUAAUGAUGAUGAAAUUGAGGACCUUUUAUUGUUUGAAUAUCAAUACACGACGUUACACAGAACUUUAGUCUGGAAAAAUACGUCUGUAAAUUAUGAGAACAUUCAACUCAGUAUUGGAAAUGUAACGUGCAUAGAAGAAAUAUCCGAUGAUGAACUUUUAAGACAUCAACCCGAAGGCAUUGGUGGCUCAAAUUUCCUUUCAAAAUCUGGAUUUGAAGAAAAUUCCAAAAGUUGUCCUGAUGAUAAGAACGUAGUAGAUAAGUCAGAGGAAUGUGUAUACAAUAUUGACAGAUCUGGAUUGAUUACUGGGUGUAGAUCUGGGGCGCACCUUCAGAACUGUGGUAAUAUGACAUGUCCGAAAGGCAAGGUUCAAUGCCCAGACAGUUACUGUAUACCUCUUAUGUUUUUAUGUGAUGGUACUGCACAUUGUCCUAACGCAGAAGAUGAAAUUGAUUGUGGAUGUGACGACUCAGAAAGAGAGGUUCUUAUUGUAUUUGAAAAGGGCGAUGUAAGAGGACCAGAUCUUGAAAUGUUGGUCAAACAACUACACUCACCAAAAAGUAUAAUACGAAGUAUCAAAUAUUCAUCGUACGUCCUAUCUGAGGGAAUUACUUUUACACAUCGCAUGCUUAAUACAUUUGACAAAGAACUGAAACCUUUUGAAUUUAUUGACAGAAACUACGAGUGUGAAUACAAAAUUCUAGCCAACAACUUCUUGGCAUCAAUACCAUUUACACAUAAUUUUGAAAGGUCGAUCUUAUACAUUCAAAGUAGCCCAAUGUCUGAGAAGAUAGGUGAAUUAAUGUUUGGAAACAUAACUGAGAAUCCUAACAUCACCAUUUAUCGUAUAAUGGAAUUGUCGGAUGCUAUUGAUAAAAAUGAAUUCAAUUUUGUUAUUGAUGUGCGAGUCAGUCAUUGGAAAAUCUUUUCUUCAUUAGCAUCACGGUAUCUACCAGGACUAUGUAAAGAGAAGUUUUCGACAGCAUGUGAAGGUUAUUACAAAUGUUCAUCAAGCAAAAUGUGUCUAAAUCUAGAUCAAGUUUGUGAUGGGGUCCGGGAUUGUAUUUAUGGUGAUGACGAGUUUCUUUGUGAUUUCAUCUGCCCCAAGCAGUGUACAUGUGAAGGGUUUGCAGCAAGAUGCACAACUUUCAACGACACUGAAAUAACUUCAUAUCCAAAACAAACACGGUCGUUAGCCCUCCGCGAAAAUAGAGAAACGAAGAACAUAUUGAGUAAAGAUAUUCUACAUUUCCAGUUUUUGUAUAUAUUAAAUGUCAGCAAUUGCAAAAUUGCCCAAAUACAACCGAAUGCAUUCUCGAAACUAAUUAACUUACGAGUUCUUGACCUAAGCAACAAUUUGAUAACAACGUUAUUUCCGUCUGUAUUUAGUGGAUUACAACGUUUGACUAUGUUGAAACUUGAUGGAAAUAGUCACCUGGCUGCAUUAGAAUCAUACACAUUCCAGUUCCUAAAGUCUGUAAGACACCUGCGAAUAUCAUCAACUAAGAUUAAAACCAUUGCCUCAAAUACAUUUGCUGGCUUAAAUCUUGAUUUGCUUGAAAUUCAUGGCAACUAUUUUGAAAACAUUGAAGAGUUUGGGCUUGGAAAUCUCGCUGUGGAACAGAUUUCUUUCAAAAUUAAUAAAAUUGCUUCUUUUGACAAAGGAAUGUUUACAGGGGUCUCAUCACUAAAGAUUUUACAUACACCAGCCUAUAAAUAUUGCUGUGUCAGACCAAAUCAUGUACCGGAAGGUAAUUGCUUUCCUCAAAAGGAUGAGUUCUCCUCGUGUGAAGACUUGAUGAGAAUAUCAGUGUUACAGACGAUGCUUUGGUUGAUUGGUCUUUGUGCGUUGCUAGGAAACAUUUUGUCAUUUAUUUAUCGUCUGCAGUUCGACAGAGAGCGGUUGAAGCUAGGAUAUGGUAUUUUUGUUACUAACUUAGCAGUAGCUGACUUUCUAAUGGGUAUAUACUUAAUAAUGAUAGCUGUGGCGGAUGCUUUAUUCCGAAAUCGAUAUAUCUUUAUGGAUGACUAUUGGCGAAACAGCACGUGGUGUACUCUCGCUGGCGUUCUUUCUACCUUGUCGUCAGAAGCAAGCGUUGUAUUUCUCUGUUUAAUAACACUAGACAGACUUCUGGUCAUCAAAUAUCCGUUUGGACAAGUUCGAUUUACUACCAAAAAGGCUAUUGCGUUUUCCAUUGUCACAUGGCUCUUCUGUUUAUUUAUUUCCUUAUUCCCGCUCUUGUUUUCCACAUAUUUUAACCAUUCAUUUUAUAACAAGUCAGGUGUCUGUAUUGCUCUCCCCUUAACAAGAGAUAGACCUCCAGGUUGGCUCUAUUCCGUUUUGAUUUUUGUUGUUUUUAACUUUAUAACGUUUCUCCUCAUCACACUUGGACAAUGGUCAAUUUUUAAGGAUAUUCGAAACUCAAAACGAACUUUGAAAAAGACACAGUCUGGGAGAAAGAAGGAUCUUAUUGUAGCGAGAAAUUUAUUGUUGGUUGUAGCCACAGACUUUCUGUGUUGGUUCCCUAUUGGAUGUAUAGGACUAAUGGCCAUGUCUGGAAAAGUUAUAUCUGGAGACGUUUACGCUUGGACAGCUGUAUUUGUUUUGCCUGUAAAUUCGGCGUUAAACCCCGUUCUUUAUACAUUGACUGCAAUACUUGGUAAAAAGGUAUAA
This is a messenger RNA of Ruditapes philippinarum (Manila clam), 2801 nucleotides long. Its product is annotated as G-protein coupled receptor GRL101-like. Gene Ontology annotation, cellular component: membrane. Gene Ontology annotation, molecular function: protein binding; protein-hormone receptor activity; G protein-coupled receptor activity. Bases 6 to 2801 code for a protein of 931 amino acids. Lineage: Eukaryota; Metazoa; Mollusca; Bivalvia; Venerida; Veneridae. The record is from RefSeq and is a predicted model, not a curated record. Gene Ontology annotation, biological process: G protein-coupled receptor signaling pathway. The transcript has 9 exons.